Kluyveromyces marxianus DMKU3-1042 is the source of this 813-nucleotide messenger RNA. It is a transcript of the gene NNT1, whose product is annotated as S-adenosylmethionine-dependent methyltransferase. Gene Ontology annotation, biological process: peptidyl-lysine dimethylation. Gene Ontology annotation, molecular function: protein-lysine N-methyltransferase activity. The transcript has a single exon. NCBI's taxonomy places the organism in Eukaryota, Fungi, Ascomycota, Saccharomycetes, Saccharomycetales, Saccharomycetaceae. The record is from RefSeq and is a predicted model, not a curated record. Bases 1 to 813 code for a protein of 270 amino acids.
AUGUCCGAUACUGAAUCAUUUUUCGAUGGCGAUCUUUUCGCUGAGCCUAGUGAUUACUAUAAACCUCCUCCAGAACCUCAUUUUGCUACAUAUGUGAGGGAAACAGUACCAGAAACGUCCGAGAACCAAUCUAAGGAGGUUAAAUUGAGACUCGUGGGAUCUUCUCCGCUUUGGGGUCAUCUUCUAUGGAACGCCGGGAUUUACACUGCUAAGCACUUGGACCUUCAUCCAGAACAAGUUCAGGGCAAGUAUGUGCUUGAAUUAGGCGCGGCUGGUGCACUUCCCAGUGUGAUAGCAGGUCUUCUUGGUGCAGAGAAGGUUGUUUCUACUGACUAUCCUGAUGCGGAUUUAAUUUCAAACAUUCAAUAUAACGUGGACCAUAAUAUUUACGGAGGUGAAGAGCUAUCGCAAGAUGAGGAAACUCGUUCGAAACAAAUAGCUGAGAGGAAAGUGGUUGUAGAGGGGUACAUUUGGGGUAAUGAAUACGAACCUAUAGUAAAACAUUUGCCAGAUGGCCAAAAGAAAUUUGAUCUCAUUAUUUUGUCUGAUCUUGUGUUUAACCAUACCGAGCAUCAGAAACUAUUCAAGACUACAAAAGAUCUUUUGAAGGAUGAUGGAAAGGCUCUAGUGGUAUUUUCUCCUCAUAGACCAUGGUUGUUGAAAGAGGAUCUAGCGUUCUUUGAUAAUUGCCGUGAAUUUGGCUUGAAAUCUGAGCUUAUUGAAUUGACUCAUUGGAAACCUAUGUUUGAUGAAGAUGAAGAAACUGUCGAAAUCAGGUCAAGUAUCUACGCUUAUUAUUUGACUCACUGCUAA